GGCGGUUGCCUGGAGUGCGCGAGUCGAGGUCUGGAGCUUGCUUGGUAAGGUGCGCGACGCUCUCGUUACAUUUCCUUAUUUACGCACAGAACUUUCAAAUUAUAGCGUUGCAAGUUAUUUCAUAAGGAACCCGUUUGUUGUCUUAGUACGACAGCAAUCAUGGCGUCUGAAAAAGGAGAUUUACCUCAAGACAAUGAAUCUCUGCCACCGAACUAUGCUUCUUCCGAGGUUUACUCUGAUUCUCCCCCGCCAGCCUAUCGCAAGACGAGCACCGUAAGGCUUCAGAUGACCCGCGUGGUGUGCAUCACGGUGCUGGCUGCUGGCUUCCUCACUGGCAUGUUCAUCCUCGCGCACUCCUGGAUCAACACGCGCAACGCUUGCGACUGCGACUGUCGUGUGGCUCAAAACCUUCCCCUUCAAAGUGCAAGCAUCAUGGAGUCUUCAGAUAUCCCAAAAAUUGCGAACCUAGAUUCAACGCCAGCUAUUGAGAUCAUCGAGAGCAAUGCCAUGGGUCCAGACGACAAGGAUGAUAAGGACGAGGACGGUCAAAGCAACGACUAUUCUCAGAUUGAUCAGGAAUCUCGCCAGAUGGAUAUCCCUCUUCCCGACGACGAUGUGUCCACUGAACAAACUGAAAGUUCUAAUGACGAUAUCAGCGAAGUAGAGGAAAAUGGAAUCCAGACUGCAGUGAACGACAACAAAGUUAAACUUCCCAUUGAUCUUCUUUUGGGCAACCCUGCUCUGGCCGGCAGAGACGUGCAGUGCAAGGUAGAGAAGAAAAUCCAGAACCUAGGAGGAGGAAUUCUUUCAAAAACUAUCAUGGUGACAUGCGACGAUGACGAUGAAGAUGAUGAUGAUGACAGCGAAGGCAGACAAUUGAUUAAUCCAUUCGGGGCAGAUAUUGGAUCCCCAAGUCCAGUUGCGCCUCCCAUGUCCAUUCUUGCACCCAUUCUCAAAAUGAUGGCUGCUCGAGCAGGGGCUCGUCUCCAGAGACAAAUGCAACCCCAGCCAGUUUUUCACCGUCUCCCUCAACCUUUUUUCCAGCCCAUUGGGGUUUCAGUAAGUGGUAUGGGUCCCCGAAAUUUCCAAGGUCCUUUCUCCAACUCAAUUGAAUCAUCAGGACCCAUGCCUGUUCCUAUGAUGGACUCCAUUGCUGUCAGAGGAUCAAUCAACGAAGGCCCUGCCAACGAUUUCUCACAGAAUAGGCAAAUGCCGGAAAAUUCUAUUAUGGGACCAAUGUCAUUUUUCAACAAUGAACCCAUGCAGCAACAUUAUCACCACCAUUUCGAGUCUGAGCCUCGUGCCCCCUCCUUCCCAAAUGCAGAAAACAUGCGAUUUGAACCUCAGGGUGUACGUAAUCCAGUAUUUGGAGGACAAUUUAACAGAGAACAGGAAGAAGAUGAGCGUCCUUACAGCCCUGAACCAAUUUUCAGGCCGUUUCCUCCCCAGCAAAUUGCUCAGGAAGAAUCGACUGAAGUAGAAAAUACCCCGCCCACUAGGGUAAUCCAAGGGUUCCCUCCCCAAAUUCCGGAGGCUAUUAAACAAAUUGUUUCGCACAUUAUGAGAUCUUCUAAUAAGGAAAAUUCCGAUAAAGUACCAGUAAUAGCGAUCAAAGCUAUUCCUCGGCCUUUGGAAGAAGAGUCAGAACCCAAGUCAAAACUUCUCCUUCCGUUUCCAUUCCGUGCUGUGAAAAUGGCCACCCGUAGCGGUCGCACGCUUGACGACGAAGAAGGGCGUUUGGAAGGCCCUUUCCCCCUCCCUCGAGGCGCUAUUCCAUCCGGGCUCCAGCCCAUUGUUAUGCCUGAGGCAGCUGGACGAGCUCUGGACAGUCCUGUGUCUUUACCAUCCCUGCAGGAACUCCCAGCUAUGAGGUUCUUCCCAGGACGUCUGCUGCGUCUGCCUGUUCCUCUUCCAAAUGGCCCAGUGGUCACACACAUGGAAAUGAAACAGAAUCCUAAUGAAGUCACUACCAACGACGAAAAGCAGGAUUCUACCACUGAAGUGCAGAAGGACGACAACGAGGGGAACUUUAAUAACGUUGGACCCGAUUUUGGACCUCCCCGUCUUCACACGGUCAUCAGGGGGCCUGCCUCAAAGGAAGAUGAUGCUACCUACCAGAAGGCUGAAAAUCUGAUGCCCACUUUCCUGCAAAGGUUCCCCGUUCCCCCACCUCCCAGGUUCGCCGCUGAAGGCCGAUCUGGAACUGUCAGGGAAAUCAACCUGGACGCUGAGCUAGUCAGACCUGCAGAGAGCAGAGAACGCCACACAAUCAUGGUCAACUGAGAAGUUGAAACGCGCUAAAUUACAUCAGUGACAUUUUCUUUGCGAUUUAUUUGAGUCUAUUAAAAGUUUAUCAUAUAUAUUUACAAAUAAAAUAAUCGCUGGGUUUUUUAAUAGAAAACUCACCAAACAACGCCCAUGUGACACUAACAUUUUAUAUUUACUCGAAUUUUGCGAACAUUUUCUCGUGGAUUAUUUUCUUCACAACCAUUGACGCUGCUUCCACAACUAUUCGAAGUAUUAUUAUUCAAACCUUGUUGACUCUAAACUCAUAUAAAUAAACUACAACUUUCCUCGCACCACCUGAUGCAAGAGUCAGUGAUGAUAACUUCUGAUACAUACAAGUGGAGAUGCAGGAGUCUAGAGUACAUUUUAAUACUAUACGUCUUGUCGAUAUGCUUACUAUCAUUUAAGUAGUGUACUCGCUAUUCAUUGAGGUUUCUUCUGUAUGGAAAACAUCUCUCCUCGAUUGUGAUAUAAUUGGAUUUAUUUGUGACAGUAUAUAACAUCUGUACAAUAAAACAUGAACACUU
Hyalella azteca is the source of this 2813-nucleotide messenger RNA. RefSeq lists its product as uncharacterized. The transcript is spliced from 6 exons. Lineage: Eukaryota; Metazoa; Arthropoda; Malacostraca; Amphipoda; Hyalellidae. The record is from RefSeq and is a predicted model, not a curated record. Bases 160 to 2283 code for a protein of 707 amino acids.